AUGUUUAAUAAUAGUUAUUUUGGUUACACGGUACAUUUGUAUUACGAACCGGAUAUUGAUACAUCCUGGUUGAUAGUUGGAGCACCAAAAGGAAAUUAUUCUUGGUCUUCAACAAAAAGAUUAUCUUAUUUGAUCGAGCCUGGUAUUGUAUAUCGUUGUGAAAUCGAAAAUUCACAUUUAUAUCAUAGAAUUGAAAAUCAUAAAUGUCAAGAAAUUAAACCAGAAAAAAUUGAAAAUGAAAAAGGAUACAUAACGCAACUCGGAAUGAUGAUGUGGAUACGGAAACAAUAUGGGUGGUUCGGAAGUGCAAUUGCAAUAGAUAGAAUAAAUGGAAUUUUAACAGCAUGUGCACCACGAACAAUUGUGGCACUUUUAUAUAAAUCUUUAGAUAUUAAUUUGGAAACUAUGCAAGGGAUGUGUUACAGUGGAAAAAUUUCUUCGAAUACUCUGAUAAUCGAAGAGAAAGAUCUUAAGUUUUAUGAUUUUAUGUCAACAUUUUGGUACAAUCCGAUACAUGGUUUUUCCGUUCAUUAUGCAUCGACAAAGAAGAAAAUAAAUCGCAUCAUAGGAGAGCCAAAACAUGAAGAUUAUGGAACUGUGGAUAUACAAUAUUCAAAUAAAAGAAUGACCGUGGAAUUACCAUUAAAUGACGAUUUAUCCCAAUUUGGAUACAGCGUUGAAUCUGGUUAUUUCUUUAAAAAGGAUCAAUUAUUAUUCGCAAGUGGAGCACCAGGUUGGAAGUAUAAAGGCUUGGUCGGAAUAAUUAAUCCAGCAUCGAAUAUAUCAAUCAUCACGAAAUUAUAUGGUACUCAUAUUGGCGAAUAUUUUGGAGCCAGUUUGGCUGUAGGAGAUUUAAAUAGAGAUGGUUUGGAUGAUCUUCUUAUUGGAGCACCCUAUUGGGAAGAAGAUACUGGUAGAGUAUAUAUAUAUUUUGGUACAUCCAAGGAACAGUUUGAAAUAGCUGUGAUUUUACAUGGAGUUACAGAAGGAGGACAUUUUGGAUACGCCAUAGCUAGUGGUGAUUUAGAUGCUGAUGGAUUUGAUGAUGUUAUUGUGGGAACACCUUGGGAAGAUGAUGGAGUUAUUUAUGUGUUUAAUGGGACUCCAGAUUUAAAAAAUAUGAAUUUACAAAAAUCGCAACGAAUCGAAGCUGUAAAAUUAUUUAAAUAUAAUUCUUCACAAAGAAUACUUCGAUUUGGAUUUUCAAUAUCAAAACCGAUUGAUAUUGAUAGAAACGGAUAUUUGGAUAUCGCAAUUGGAGCAUAUAAAUCAGAGCAUGCUAUUAUAUUACGUAGCAAACCAAUAUGGAAAACAGAACUUUUCAUUGAAACUAUACCUAAUAUUUUGCAAAGAGAUGCUAAACAAUUUUUAGUCAGAAUAUGUCCACGAUACAAUAUGUAUGGCAUGUUACACGAUAUUGUCACAGAUACUAUAAAAUUUAAGAUUACAGCCAUUAUAGACGAACGUUACCAGCGAACUAAAGAAACAAUUUUAGAAAUGAAAUCUUCUAAUUUAAGUAUUUGUUUAUCUAGUAAAGUUAAUAUUUUGAAAGAUAUACGAGAUUUUAUCGAGCCUAUUAGUAUAAUUGCAAAACAUGAUUUUUUACACGAUAACGUAUCAAAUGAAUUUUGUAAAUUUUGUCCUGUUGAAAAACACAAUAAGAUACAAAAUAUAAAAGUUUUACUUCCUUUUAAUAUUGGUUGUGGGGAAGACAAAAUCUGUAAUUCUAAUAUAUCUGUUACUGCAAAAUUUUAUAAUGUAAGAUAUAACAAUAUGUGGAUAAUUGGUUCAAACGACAUAAGUUUAAAAAUUAAUUUAAAAAAUUAUGGAGAACCUGCAUAUCUUACCACACUCGAAUUUAAAUUCCCCGAGAGAGUAAUAUUACGUAGUAUUUUACCCUUUUGUCAAGAAGACAUUUCUAAAGAGAAUUUAAUAGUAAUUUGUGAUAUAGGAAAUCCUAUUUGGAAAGAAGAAGAGAAAAAUGUCAAAUUAGAUUUGGAUAUGAGAUAUUUAAUUAAUGGAUCAUUAUAUGAUCAUAAAUUAUAUUUUUAUAUAACAAUAAAGACUCGUAGUAUAAAUCAUGGAAUGACGAGUAUAACUAAAACUCUUAAUUUAGUAAACGAAGUUUCUCUAUCUUUACAUGGAAAAGCAAAUGAAGAAGCCUAUUAUCUAACUUUAAACGAAAUUGCUCAAAAUGUUACUUUUCAACAUACUUAUCAAGUAUAUAAACUUGGAGCAUCACCAAUAGAAAUUGCGCAAUUGAUUGUUAAAAUACCAUUAGCUUUUAAAGAUUUACAUUUGAUAUACAUGUAUAAAUCUCAAGAGAACUUUUUGAAUGUUCAUCAGAGACUAAUUUAUUGGAUAUUCAAGAAGAAUCAUCUUUAA
Apis dorsata (giant honeybee) is the source of this 2385-nucleotide messenger RNA. Its product is annotated as integrin alpha-8-like. NCBI's taxonomy places the organism in Eukaryota, Metazoa, Arthropoda, Insecta, Hymenoptera, Apidae. Gene Ontology annotation, biological process: cell-matrix adhesion; cell adhesion mediated by integrin; cell-cell adhesion. The record is from RefSeq and is a predicted model, not a curated record. The transcript has 15 exons. Gene Ontology annotation, cellular component: integrin complex; external side of plasma membrane. Gene Ontology annotation, molecular function: integrin binding. The coding region runs from base 1 to 2385 and encodes 794 amino acids.